GCCGCCGCAGCAGCGCAGCACCCGCCGCCGCCGCCACACGCCGCCCCGGGCGCGCAGCCCGCCCUCAAGCGCUGCAGGCACUGCGAAGAAUCUGGGCACAGGUUGGACAGCGGCAACAGCAACCUGUUCUGGAGAAUCCAGUUGGACCAAGAUCUCUUCGACACCAUCAUCGCCAUUUACCCGGAGUGGUUCAAGGACUACCAGCUGCAGCUGCAGCAGCAGCAGCAGCAGCAGCAGCAGUCGGCUAGCGGCCAGGGCGACGCCGCCCCCAGCAUGGCGGAGGCGGAGGGCCCCGGCUGUGGCUCGGCCGACGCGCCGCCCCCGCCC
Molecule: messenger RNA, 327 nt
Organism: Schistocerca nitens (vagrant locust)
Lineage: Eukaryota; Metazoa; Arthropoda; Insecta; Orthoptera; Acrididae
Exons: 3
Source: RefSeq, a predicted model, not a curated record